AUGGCCUCCCGCACCAUCACGGAGGUCCGCAGGGCGACUUCGCGCCCGAGAGCCGAAGGCGCUGGGCGGCUGACGACCGGCAUUCAGCGGCACGACUCGCUGGGCGACCUCGAGCAGAAGACCUUGAGCCCGCGCGAGCGCGCCGACCGCGUGGCCAAGGAGGUGGCCCUGGUCGCCCGCCUGUCCGUCAAGCUCUGGUCGCACCUGGGCCUGGGCUGGAGAUGGAAUGUGGCUGCCUGGCAGCUUAUCCUGUAUGCCACAUUUCUCAUGCCCGGUAUGAUUCAGGUGGUGUUCUACUACUUCUUUUCACGCUCUGUGACCAGAAGCAUCAUCUAUGGCAGGGAGCCACGCAACAGGCUCGACUUGUACAAGCCUUCUUCAAGAGAGCAUGGGCGGCCUUGGCCUGUCGUUGUCUUUGUCACAGGUGGGGCUUGGACCAUUGGAUACAAGGCCUGGGGUGCCCUGCUUGGGAAGAGACUCAGUGAGCAUGGAAUCCUUGUGGCUUGUUUGGACUACAGGAAUUUCCCCCAGGGCAAUGCUGUUGAUAUGAUGGAGGAUGUCUGCACGGGUGUUGACUGGGUGCUGAGGCACAUCGACAGACAUGGAGGGGACCCUGAGAAUGUAUACUUGUGUGGCCAGUCCGCUGGUGGACACCUGCUUGCUCUUGCCCUGCUUGCACAGGCAGAGCACAAGGCAACAGGACAUUGUUCCCUGUUGAGGGGCCAAACGUGGGAUCCAACGAGAGCUAGAGGUUUCAUUGGUGUUUCUGGAGCCUAUAGUCUUGACGUUUUGAAGGAGCACCUUCACAGGAGGGGCCUCUACAGAAGUCUAUUUGAAAGCAUAAUGAGCUUGGAUGGAAAGCCUGCCUUGGUGGAGCUGUCACCAACAUACUGUGCAAGGAAAUUGGGGUUGAAAAUGUGUGGCAUGCUACCAGAGAUACUGCUGUUGCACGGGAAGAAUGACAAGUCCGUUCCAUACUUUUCAUCUUGUUCAUUCUCCGAGGCGCUCAACUCUGGAGGGGUCAAAUGUGAAUGCCGACUUUAUGAAGGGAAGUCGCACACCGACCCGCUCGUGGAUGAUCCGCUCAAAGGUGGUCGAGAUUCGCUAAUGGAAGCCAUUGUGGAAAUGGUCCUGAAGCGCAAGGUCCGAAAAUGGCAGACGCCUAUGAUUCCGGGCUGCUUGGCAAGUGCCGCUGCGGCUGUGUGUCCUUUUUAG
Ostreobium quekettii is the source of this 1215-nucleotide messenger RNA. The record is from the annotation of a GenBank genome assembly. NCBI's taxonomy places the organism in Eukaryota, Viridiplantae, Chlorophyta, Ulvophyceae, Bryopsidales, Ostreobiaceae.